Messenger RNA from Fonsecaea erecta, 1383 nucleotides. RefSeq names its product calcium/proton exchanger. Gene Ontology annotation, cellular component: fungal-type vacuole membrane. Gene Ontology annotation, biological process: calcium ion transmembrane transport; intracellular calcium ion homeostasis. The record is from RefSeq and is a predicted model, not a curated record. Gene Ontology annotation, molecular function: calcium:proton antiporter activity. NCBI's taxonomy places the organism in Eukaryota, Fungi, Ascomycota, Eurotiomycetes, Chaetothyriales, Herpotrichiellaceae. Bases 1 to 1383 code for a protein of 460 amino acids. The transcript has 2 exons.
AUGGCGUCGUUGCGGGAGUCAUCUCUAGCUGCGAGCACUCUCCGCAGACAUUUCUCUCAAACCGCGCACCCUUCCCGCGACGAUAUCCAUAUCAUGCCUGAAGACGGCGGCAUCAACGGCCGCGCAGACCCAACCGAACGAACAGGGCUCCUGUCGCGGAUCACCACCACCGACUCAGGGACACCGUACCACAAGCAUGAAAAUGUCUGGAUCAAAUACCCUUUCUUAGUGCUACACUUGACCUGGGAGAUUCUUAAGACCAACUACGUCAAUGUCUUCUUGGUGUUUGUGCCGAUAGGCAUCCUGGCGGGCGUGUUGAAGUGGGCCCCUGCGCUCCAAUUCGUUUUCAAUUUUAUUGCCAUCAUCCCCCUGGCAUCUCUUCUCGCUUUUGCGACGGAAGAGCUCGCUGUUCCCUUGGGCCAGACAAUUGGAGGGCUCUUGAAUGCGACGUUUGGAAAUGCCGUGGAGUUGAUUGUGAGCAUCAUCGCUCUCCAAAAGGACGAGAUCCGCAUUGUCCAAGCGAGCAUGCUGGGCAGUAUCUUGUCCAACAUCCUCCUCGUCCUGGGCUGCUGCUUUUUCGCUGGCGGCAUCAGAUACCCCGAACAGAGCUUCAAUUCCACGGUGGCAUCGACCAUGUCAUCGCUCAUGACGGUGGCCACCUCGUCAUUGAUCAUUCCUGCCACCUUGUACGCUGUCAUGUCCAACAACAAGGCACAGGACGAUAACAUCAUGAUUCUGUCGCGCGGAACGGCGAUCAUUCUUCUGCUCAUCUACGUCGCUUACCUGUACUUCCAGCUCAAAUCACAUGCCAGCCUGUUUGACGACGCCGAAGCGCAAGGGGCAGAUGGCGAAGAAGCUCAGCUUCUCGGUCCGUGGGCUGCCGGCAUUGUCUUGGUGGUCAUCACGCUUCUUGUCGCCAUCUGUGCCGAAUAUCUGGUCGACAGCAUUGACGCCAUUGUCGAAGAAGCGCACAUUAGUAAGACCUUUAUCGGUCUGAUCUUAAUUCCCAUUGUCGGAAACGCCGCCGAGCACGUCACAGCGGUGAUCGUCGCGUGGAAGAACAAGAUGGACUUGGCCAUUGGCGUUGCCAUUGGAUCUAGUCUGCAAAUCGCCCUCUUCGUCACUCCUUUCCUGGUGGUGUUGGGCUGGAUCAUGGAUAAAAACAUGACGCUGCACUUUGAGACCUUUGAGACAGUCAGCUUCUUUUUGGCUUCACUGGUCGUGGUGCUCCUGAUUCAGGACGGCAAGUCGAACUACCUCGAAGGAUUGCUCUGCCUGGGCAUGUAUUUCAUCAUUGCAUUGGCGUUCUACGUCUUGCCGGACGAUGCGGGCUCCGGCUUGGACUUGGGGAAGAUCUUUGGCGGCGGGAGCGGUGGUGCGUGA